CAUCAGCCGCCCAACAAUAGGCAUAAGCCACAACGCUGUGGAUCUCAAAGAAAAGUCAUGACAAUGUGCAUCACCACACCAUCAGCUGCCCAGCAUCAAUUCUUCCAAACGAUCCAAUAAUCCCUUCCCCCUCCCCAUCCAAAUCACCUUUUAAUUAUUCUGCGUCCGCGAUUUCGCAAUCACCCGAAUUCAUUUCGUGUUAUCCCCAAAUCUCGCGUCAUCUCUCUUGACCUGGGCCAAGCAAUCGAUCAUCCCGAUCCACUCGGGCUUUAAACAAAUCGCUGCAAAUUUGUUGUUUUCCCCUUAAAUUUUUAUGCCAAGAUCGCUUAAAUUCAACCGGCCAGGUGGGGAUUUCCUAGGAGAGGAAGGCGAUGGCGCCGCCGCGGAAGCAGCAGCAGGAGGAGGAGAUGGUUGCCGGCGGAGGCGAGGCGGCGGCGCUGCGGGCGCCGGCGGACGUGAUCGCGCGGGUGUUCUCGCAGCUGGACUGCGUCGACCUCCUCAGCUGCUCGCUCGUGUGCAGGCAAUGGUACCGCGACUCCGCGGAGCUGCGAGAGGAGUGGAGAAAGGAGUACAUGGAGGCCUGGAACCAGUUUGGUCUCUACGUCAAGCAGCAGCCGCAGCAGCCAUGCCCGACCUGCUCAAGCUCGAUCAGAACCCUGCGAGGCCUGUGUUCCUGAGAACUGCUGCUCCCUCCAUUCCCUGUCCUGCCAUUUUCACAAAGGCAAAACAUUUGUAGAUGGCACCAACUUCUGUAUUGCACAUGAGCAUUGGUGGUGGCAGACUUGUGUGUUUUGGGUAGUGUCAGUGCUGCCUCUGCAACAGAUUCAUCAGUAUGUGUGUACAUGGUGAAUAAAACUGAUGUUAGUUACAUGGUGGAUUGCUCUUCUGUAUAAUUGUAUUGUUGAUUGGUGUGUAAUGCAGUAAUGCAAUGUGCCUCUUGAUAUAUGCAA
Oryza sativa Japonica Group (Japanese rice) is the source of this 950-nucleotide messenger RNA. The record is from RefSeq and is a predicted model, not a curated record. Lineage: Eukaryota; Viridiplantae; Streptophyta; Magnoliopsida; Poales; Poaceae.